AUGGCGCGCUCUGCAGUCCCCACCCAGAUGAUCAUCCUCCCCAUCCAAGGGGCGGCUCAGAUCGACAACCUCUCUACAAAAGAGGGCCAGACAUGGUCUCAGAUUCUGGAUAUUCUGGAGAGCUGGGCUGGUUUCCGCCGGCUUUAUUGGGGACGCCAUGUCGAGGAAGGACAUGUGCACCUCCACAUCGGUAGGAUUGUGACAAAGAUAACCGAGCAAGCAACUGAUAAACAAAGCUAG
Penicillium pulvis is the source of this 240-nucleotide messenger RNA. RefSeq lists its product as uncharacterized. The transcript has a single exon. The record is from RefSeq and is a predicted model, not a curated record. The coding region runs from base 1 to 240 and encodes 79 amino acids. Lineage: Eukaryota; Fungi; Ascomycota; Eurotiomycetes; Eurotiales; Aspergillaceae.